Trichoderma aggressivum f. europaeum is the source of this 924-nucleotide messenger RNA. RefSeq lists its product as uncharacterized. Gene Ontology annotation, biological process: translation. Bases 1 to 924 code for a protein of 307 amino acids. The transcript is spliced from 2 exons. Gene Ontology annotation, molecular function: structural constituent of ribosome; RNA binding. Lineage: Eukaryota; Fungi; Ascomycota; Sordariomycetes; Hypocreales; Hypocreaceae. Gene Ontology annotation, cellular component: mitochondrial small ribosomal subunit; ribosome. The record is from RefSeq and is a predicted model, not a curated record.
AUGGCGACAAUUGCAAGCGGCUUGCGGCAUGCAAGGUGCGCAAGCUCGAUUGCUGCCGCUCAAUGGCGGCCGACAAUCCUCCCGCGGUCGAGCUUUCAACUCGCCAUCCGGUCCAUAACCAGCGACUCUCAAAAGCCUCCCAGUCUUGAACUUGAAGCGGCCGAGUCCGUCCCGAUCCCAUACCAGGGCGUUACGCAUGCGCGAGUCGUUCCGGCAACGCCAUCUUACUUCUCAAGAGAGCCCCAGUUCAACGAUUUAUACAUUGGAAUCUCCAAACUGCUCACCAAGUACAACCACCUGCCCACAGUGCCGCCAGGUGAAGCUCCGCAGAUGCCAUGGACAAAGCUGGAGGAGAUGCGGGCGCAGAUGGGAGAGCCCAUCAAGUCAUCACACUACGCGAAGGUCAUGCGGGUGGCCAAGCGCUUGAAUCUCAUCGAGCCCAGCCUGCGGCCGCAAGAGGUCAAGGUGGCCCUGACGGAGUUUACGAGAGACAUCAACCCAUUCCUAAACAUGCCCAACCCCAUCACGAUUGACAAGUUUGGGCGUGCCGUUGGCGUGGGCAAGAGAAAGGAGUCAACAGCUCGCGCGUUUGUCGUGGAGGGAACUGGAGAGAUUCUGGUCAACGGCAAGACUCUGAGCGAGGCCUUUGGCCGCGUGCACGACCGUGAGAGCGCGGUCUGGGCACUCACUGCCACGGAGAGACUGGACAAGUACAACGUCUGGGCCUUGGUUGAGGGCGGCGGCACGACCGGGCAGGCUGAGGCAAUUACCCUGGCCGUGGCGAAAGCGCUGGUCGCUCAUGAGCCGGCAUUGAAGACGGCUCUAAGGAGAGCUGGCUGCAUCACACGCGAUCCCAGAACAGUGGAGAGGAAGAAGCAUGGACAUGUCAAGGCCCGGAAGAUGCCUGCCUGGGUCAAGCGAUAG